AUGCUAGGUGGAUUAUAUGGAGACCUGCCUCCACCGUCCGCCACGGCGGAGGAAGAAAAAUCAACCCCCAAUACCUCCACUGUAUGGUCUACUAGCACCUUAAUGGCACCACCUACUCUCCGUAAACCCAUGGCAUCGCCACUAACUAUUUUAAAAUCCCAAAACAAACCUAAACCCCCAGUCUCCGCUUCCAAAACUUUAAUUUCUCCGGUCGUGGUUGCGGCACCGGCUGUUACAGUGCUAUCUGAUGAGGUGGCUGCGCAACCGGCAUUCGUAGGGAUGAAUUCGGUUGUUAUUGAGGAGUAUGAUCCGGCGAGGCCGAAUGAUUAUGAGGAUUAUAGGAGGGAAAAGAAAAAGAAGGUCAUGGAAGCUGAGAGGUUAAGGGAGAUUGAGAGGAGGAGGCAAGAGGAAGAGGAGAGAGAGAGGAAGGAGAAAGAAGACAGGGAGAGGGAUAGAGAGAAGGAUAGGAAUAUUUCUGGGGAAGAAGCGUGGAGGAGGCGUGCAGCCAUGAGUGGGGGUGUUCCGAGGAGUCCUUCGCCACCCAGUAAUGUGGAUGGGUUUAGUAUUGGGAAAUCAGAGACAGUUGGGUUGGGAGUUGGUGCUGGUGGACAAAUGACUGCCGCGCAGAGGAUGAUGGCGAAGAUGGGGUGGAAGGAAGGGCAAGGAUUGGGGAAGCUGGAGCAAGGGAUUACGACACCAUUGAUGGCAAAAAAGACUGAUCGGAGGGCUGGGGUUAUUGUGAACGCUAGUGAGACGAAGCCAGAGAAGAAGGUGAAGAGUGUGAAUUUCAAUGGAACGCCAACUCGUGUUAUGCUACUAAGGAAUAUGGUGGGCCCUGGUGAGGUAGAUGAUGAACUAGAAGAUGAGGUUGGUUCUGAGUGCUCAAAGUAUGGUACAGUCACUCGGGUUCUUAUAUUUGAGAUCACCGAACCAAACUUCCCACGUGAAGAAGCAGUUAGAAUUUUUGUACAGUUUGAGAGAUCAGAAGAAACAACAAAAGCAUUGAUUGAUCUUGAUGGGCGGUUUUUUGGGGGUAAUGUGGUUCGUGCAACAUUCUAUGAUGAGGAGAAGUUCAGCAAGAACGAGUUGGCUCCUAUUCCUGGUGAAAUCCCGGGCUUUUGA
Molecule: messenger RNA, 1122 nt
Organism: Dovyalis caffra
Lineage: Eukaryota; Viridiplantae; Streptophyta; Magnoliopsida; Malpighiales; Salicaceae
Source: the annotation of a GenBank genome assembly